AAAGAAAAUCAAUUUCUUUCCAGCCAACAUAACGCCACAGUGGUGGCUAGGACGCUUUGGUGCGGUGGUCCUGUUACCGCAGUGUGUGUCGGACGCACCUUUCGAAUAUUGGAACCACCGAGUUGUGUGCCAGUGUCGUGCAAAUUUGAUUUCGUUUUUAAUUUAACGUACUGUUUCGUUUCAGUAGUUAAGUGAGUUCGGUACCGAGAUCGUACUACAGGUUGCUGUCCAGCCCCGGGGGAAGGCCUCCCAUCGUAAAUUUGCAACCCACCGUUGAGGUCAAAAUGAACGGCACACAUUCACCCGACAUGAUAAGCCGGUUUCGCGACCUGAAACUGCUAGAGUCCGGCGAAGGACCCCGGCCGGAACCACCGCACAACGAGGAACCGGGUCACCAUCGGCAUCAGCGGUCGUUCGCUGCCCAGUCGGCCGCCACCAAGUCCCAGUUCAUUCCGGCCAUUUGCAACUUUCAAACGGCCCGGAAAAUGGCACAGGAAAACCUGGAGCAUCAGCCGCUGCCGGAUGCAGUGAUCGAUAUUGCAUUUCGGAAAGCGCAGGCAGCCGGCUUUCCCAAUCCCGGCAUGGAGCUAAGCGUUGGACCGUACGCAACCGGCGUUGGAUGUAAGAACUACAAGGCCGGCCCAACAAAGUGUACCAAGUAUCGCGUUUAUCGACCGAAAACGUGUGGCGUCAUACCGAAGGUGCCCAGCGCGCUCGAUACACCCGAGCGGCCGGAGAGUAUGCGCGUGAAGAAGAAGGUCGGUGCGAUGGAUUUGGCGAUCGGGUGGGAGUUUCGCACCAAGCACGAGCCCCGCUCGCAAACCUACAUGGACGGUUCGAAACCCUCGGUUGCACCGCCAAUCUUCGAGGUGGUCGAACCUGCCAAGGACCUGAACCUGCCCGCGGUGGUACACGCUGGAGGCGUCUUUUCCAACACUUUGGGCGAGGAGGACUUUUUCGACCGUGAUGUUAUACGCCAGCACAAGCGUCUGGUGCGUCCGACCAGCAAUCGUUGCAAGUGUGGCAAUGGUUCUGCCCGGUCCUCCAAGUCUUCGAAUGCUGCAAGGCAGCAGCUGCACCGAAAGAACGGCAGUGGUCGUGAGCGACAGCACGAGCAACACCACCAGCAGCAGCAACAGAAGCAACACGACGAACCCACCACGAUGGAGAUCAACAAUAACAACCUGCCAGCAGUACGAGGCUCGGCGCGUUCGCACGGUUCGUCCCAGGGUAAGGAGCUCGCCGAACUUCAACGCCAAGCGGGUGGCAGUGCAAACUCGAUGGAGCGCAAGAUGCAUGAAGCGGCGGCCAAGCACGCGGAACGAAUCGAACGCUUCUGUCACAAGUUUGUGCCGGAGGAAUUCCCGUACAAUUUCCACCAGGAGUAUCGGUGUGCUUUCAAGGCCGGUAUUCCGCAGAGCAACGUGUCCGGCACGCUCAGCAGUUUCGAUACCGGGCCCAACGGUAAUGGGCAUCAGCGAAAAGCGGCCGUCUACAAAAAAUUGCUGCACAUCCCCAAGCCCCGUGAACCGUACACCAAGAAGAACUACGUCAUCGAUACGCUCGCGCCCCCGUUCGCCUUCUGGAAGAAGGGUUCCGGCUAUCCGGACUAUUGGCGGCUGAUCAGCGUCUACCAGCAGGCGUACAACAAACCGAUCGAGAAGAGGAAAUACCCAUUGCUCAAGACCGUGUACCAGUAGGUGCGUGCCGUCCAACUACACGGACGCCGGUAGGGACGUCUGCUCAAUUAUUCAUAGCCUUAUCACCCAAACACACCGACACACACACAUAUAUUACACUCCUUUAGUCAAUGACUUUUGAUUUGUCGAUUCUCACCAAUAGCGGAUUGUGUCAAUUGCCCCGUCUUACUUAUAGUCUGAUGCGAAAUAAAAAAAACGAAACAUUCGAAGAUCUCCCGGGAGAGAUCUUAUGCCAAAGA
This is a messenger RNA of Anopheles stephensi (Asian malaria mosquito), 1939 nucleotides long. RefSeq lists its product as uncharacterized. The coding region runs from base 285 to 1700 and encodes 471 amino acids. The transcript has 4 exons. The record is from RefSeq and is a predicted model, not a curated record. NCBI's taxonomy places the organism in Eukaryota, Metazoa, Arthropoda, Insecta, Diptera, Culicidae.